Molecule: messenger RNA, 3758 nt
Organism: Patiria miniata (bat star)
Lineage: Eukaryota; Metazoa; Echinodermata; Asteroidea; Valvatida; Asterinidae
Product: monocarboxylate transporter 12-like
Exons: 4
Coding region: 273-1883 (536 amino acids)
Biological process (GO): monocarboxylic acid transport; transmembrane transport
Molecular function (GO): monocarboxylic acid transmembrane transporter activity
Source: RefSeq, a predicted model, not a curated record
GACAUCUCCCUGGUAUCCCAUCCACAACAGCUGCCUUCGUGCCACCCUGCCGAGCCACAUGGCCCAACCAAGAUAUGCCUUUCGUUUCAUCACAGUGCUACUGCUGAAGCACCACCGGUCGCCGAUCAUCUUCAUCAGGCUUUCAUUUGUUACAUAAUCUUGUCACUUGAUGUAAGCGCUGAUAAGUGCAGAUAGCUAUAUCUAGUAUACUGUUUGCUUGCAAAUAAAAUAAAUAAAAAAAAACCAAUCUGUUGUGAUGAUGCACCGGCCUGAUGCCCACGGUACAAAGGUUAGUCUCAAUAACACUGGUGUCAUUUUUAUUCGCUUAUAUAGAUGAUGUAAUAUGUCCCUUCCUGUAUGCAUGUGUCAUUCUCGGUCAGUCUGUGCAACAAUUAAUAGGUGAAAUCAUGGCGAAGGCAUCUAAAUUGCAAGCUAGGCGUCAGGUUACGAGAGUGUCAAAGCAAAACGAAUGUGGAUGGGGAAUUGUUGUGCUCAUUGCUGCCCACGUCGGCAUGGCAUCGACUGGUAUCCUGCGAUGCAUUGGGAUCCUGUAUCUUCCCUGGAUGAAUGAGUUCGACGCCAGUGCCAAGGAGACGGCGGCUAUUCAAAGUUUCAUGUCAUCCCCAGCAUGCUUCGCAGUUCUCAUUGGAGGAGUUCUAAGCAACCGCUUCGGUUGUAGAUUUACGGGCAUAUUAGGAGGGUUCUUGAUGUGGCUUGGUCUCUUCUGUACCUAUUGGGUCAACGACAUAGUUCAGCUCUACGCCACUGCUGUCAUAAUAGGUAUUGGAAUGGGCAUUCUCAUGAACGCUUCAAGCGUAAUUAUCACGUUUUAUUUCAUAAAGAGAUUCAAUGUGGCCAACGCAGUUACCUACGCCGGACGUGGGAUGGGCACGAUGGCUAUCCCUCCGCUUUUCCAACUUUUGCUGGAUACUUACGGUUGGAGGGGUGCUUGUUUAGUCAUAUCCGCAAUCAUGGCAAACAUGAUACUGUGUGGAGUGCUUUUCCGACAUCGUCAGCUCGGCCAUGAACUUAACAUAACCGAGUCUUCAACAAGUUCACAAGAGGAACUGAGACAGCAGCCCUCGGGUGAAAAAGGCAACGAUGCUGACGAUAACGAUUAUACCGAUGGAAGAACCGGUAGAGUUGCGGAUGAAACCGGGUCGUUUUCGACCGCGACACCGGUACGAUAUGCCAAUACAAGUUCUGGUGAUAAAACUUGGUACAACCGAUCUGGACGAUCAGUGGUGAAAAUUCUUAAAAGACUGUUGGACGAAAUCGGGCUGAAUAUCAUGAGGAAAAGCUUGCGUUUUUCCCUGGUUUGUGUCAUCUCGUUGUUGUAUAGCUAUGGCUAUGUGGCAUUUCCAAUGUUCCUCAUCACGCGCGCACAGACCAUUGAUGUUGCGCCCUCUAGUGCCGCAUCCUUGAUGAGCAUCCUGGGCAUAGGGAGCCUGAUUGGUUCUCUAGGAAACGCACCAAUGAUCGGCUGGAAAAUCUCAGCGGAGCACGUGAUGGCUAUUUGCGCAGGCCUAGCGGGAAUUGCGUGCCUUCUGGUUACUGCAGACGGCUAUGCCUAUCUGGCAGUGGCUUCAUUCAUUUACGGCUUCGCCUCCGGAGCUUUCUUCGCCAUUUCCAUCGUUCUCUGCCGCAGCUUUGUUGGUGUGCAACACUUCGGCCUAGGGGUCGGGCUGAUCUACGUUUUCGGUGGUACCGGCUAUCUCCUAGGACCGGUAAUAUCAGGAUGGAUCUUUGAUGCUACACGGAGCUAUGUUGCUGUGUUCUACAUGUUGACUGGAGUACACUUCUCUUGCGCAUUAAAGUGUCUACUCUUACCUCUACUGAAACGCAUAGAGCCUGGAUUAGAACCCAAAGUAUCGGAUGAAUAAAGUAUUUGAAAAGGGCCGGCUCAAUUAAUGGUGCGGCAUAGCCCCAAUACGCCAAAGUAUUUUGCAGUUUUUGAUUUUAGCAAGAAACUUCGCAUUUUGAUUCUUUAUGCCACAAAGACCAUUUUCAGAUAUAGAGGCAUUUCAUGUUGACCUCUAGUGACCUUUUGAGAGGUCAAUGAACUUUUCACACUCUUUUCAAAGCUUUUGUUCUUCAAAACUUCACUUUCCUUUGACUCAUGUCUAUGUCAUCUAUGUCAUAGGUCUUCAUACAAUAGAAAUAAUAAUCUGAUGUGGGAAGUGGGAACUAUUCAUAUCUGACCUCUGGUGACCUUUGUAAACAUGUUUAUAGCUAUUUGUUCUUUUAACCCCAUCUUUUUGAUUCAUGUCUAAAUGAAAGUACCCAUGUUUUAAAGAGAUUUUUCAUAAAUCGGCCAUUUCUUAUUCAACCUCUUGCAACCUUACGAGUGGUCAUGACCACGGAUAUUAACUAGAUGUACACGAUUAUAAAUGAUACUUUUUUUCAAGACCCAAGUCUAAAACUUAACUCUAUGUGCCAAGAAAAAAAAAUCAGAUGUGGGGACAUCAUACUUGACGUAGUGCUACCCUUGGAGCGUUCAGUGAACUUUGUAUAUAUUAGUUGUUGCUAUUUAUCAAAUUAUUCGUCAAAACGCAAUUUUUUUUGGUAACCCAAACCUCAUAAGUGCCAAAGAAAGGUAUUGUUUACAAUCACGUUAUGAAUUUAGACCCCAAAACAAUUUCGAGUUGACCUCUGAACUCGUGUUUCCUUGUUUUUUUGGCAGACGCAAUAUGAUGAGAUUGGAAUCAGAAAUCUGUGGGUCUGUUCUGUUUUGGAAAAUGUACAUUUGUCAUGCAAUAUUCUCUCUUGUGUGCUUAUUACAUCCUGCUGUAUCCAGAUGGACUUGCAUGGCCACGUUUAUAUCCUUUUUACCAAGCCCAACGGUUAAAGAGUGAUGAUUGUCUGUUGUGCCUCUUAUAUUCUGUUGCGCUUGCGUCUGCCCUAAUUAAAAAAAAAAAUGAGAUCAGAGGUCAUGCAAAACAAUUUCAUUUGGGGUCUGACUUCAUGACAUGCUGUAGAAUAAUUAUUUUAAAACAUGCAUUGUUUUGCACUCAUUAGCCUGCGGUCAUGAAAAAAAGGUGGCAAUUGGAAGAUUAAGCAUAAUAUAUAACGGCAAUCAGAGUAUUAAGGUCAUCAGAAAGUCAUCGCAAAGGUCAUUAGAUGUCAAAUAUGAAAUGUCUACAUCUCUGAAAAUACAUAUCAUCGCACGAAUACCAACAAUUUAAAUAUGGGUAAUACACAUUUGUGUUUUGAACAGUUAAUCCUCUUAUUAUCUAUAAACAGGAUUCGCAAAGUUCAUUGACCCCUUGAAGACCAUCAGAGGUCAGAUAUAAAAUUCCCUAAAUAUGAAAUUCUUUCCACCUCAAUCUUUACAUAAUUAUGGCUUGGGUCUUGAAAAAAGUUUGGAUUUAAAGGGUAAAUCGUAUAAAUAACUUUAAAUAGAGUUUGUGCAGUUAAUACAUAGGUCAUUGGCCUCUAAAAGGUCAUCAGAGGUCAAUUGCGAAAAUGUUCGCAUUUGGUCGGUAUUUACAUUGUAUGAAUACUAUACAUAGAUUUAGGUACUUGGAAAGUUAUACAUAAAGAAUAUAAAGGUCAUUGACUCGCCAAGGUCACCAGGGGUCAGAUGUGAAAUACCUCCAUAUCUUAUUUUUUGUCAUGGUAUGAAAACCUCACAUGCAAAGUUUCAUGCUGUCCCUAUGCCGCACCACUAAAUAGACCUUACGAUAUGAACAGGACAUUUUGAAUUGGCUUAAUUUGUUUACUUUAUUCAUGAAUAUACUAGAUCAAAUAAGGCCACU